Pestalotiopsis fici W106-1 is the source of this 1659-nucleotide messenger RNA. RefSeq lists its product as uncharacterized. Bases 1 to 1659 code for a protein of 552 amino acids. Gene Ontology annotation, biological process: transmembrane transport. Gene Ontology annotation, molecular function: transmembrane transporter activity. The transcript is spliced from 4 exons. NCBI's taxonomy places the organism in Eukaryota, Fungi, Ascomycota, Sordariomycetes, Amphisphaeriales, Sporocadaceae. The record is from RefSeq and is a predicted model, not a curated record.
AUGUCGGAAAAGGAGUCGCAGCAGGAAACGUCGACCCCGGGCGAAGGUCUCCCGCCCGGGACCAUUCGUCUGAUUGACACGGACGGCGGGAUUUCCUCCAAACAUGCCGACGGCAAGGGGCAAAGCGACAUCAUUUUGGUUCCUUCCCCCAGUGAAGAUCCCGAAGAUCCCCUGAAUUGGGAUCUCAAGCGCAAGAUUCUGGCGACUAGCUGUGUGGUUGUGUACACGAUCAUGAUUGCGAUUCCGUCAAGCGCCGUCUAUUCCAUCGUGACCCCGAUUCGUGCCGCAACGUCGCUGACCUUGACCGACAUCAACAAUGGAACUGGCAUCAUGUUUCUCUUUUAUGGCUGGGGUUGCAUCUUUUGGCAAGCCAUUGCAUUGCAGUACGGCAAGCGGCCAGUCUACCUCUUCUCCCUCGUGGCCAACAUCAUCAUCCUGGCCACCGCUCCUCUCUGCACCACCUCCGGCACCUAUUUGGCGAAUCGUAUCAUUCUAGGCUUCUUUGGUUCCCCCGUCGAGUCUCUGUGCGAAAUCUCCAUUGUCGACAUUUGGUUCGCCCAUGAGCGUCCCAAGUACCUGGCCUGGUACGGCUGGUCGCUCUCGCUGACUGGCAAGCUAGCCCCUAUGCUCUCUGGCUUCAUCAACUAUGGCAUGGGGUGGAAGUGGACCUUGUGGUGGUGUUCAAUCUGGAAUGGAAUCGCUCUCGUCUACUGCUUCUUCCUCAUGGAAGAGACCAACUAUGACCGAAAACACGUUGCCACCACCGCAUCGCAGGUGCAUGCAGUUCCGUCAGAGGUGGCCGUGCCAUCCCAGGAUGCAAAGUCUGAGAAGCCGGCGCCUUCUGCUGCUCUGCCCGAGGAUCGCGAAGUGGGACAAGUCUCGUGGCCCAGAAAGUCGUACAUGGACAAGCUCAGUCUUAAGGACAAGAAGAGGCCCAACCGCCUGCUUGACAUCAUGGCAGCUCCCUUCAAGGGAUUCACCUAUCCUGCAGUCGUAUACGCUGGUUUCAUGUACGGCGCAAACUCUUUGGUCUGGCAAGGAGUUCAGAAUGCCACAAUCGGUACAGUCUAUACUACUCAGUAUGGCUUCAGCACUGCCACCGUCGCCGCCGCUUACGCUGGUGGUGUCAUUGGAACAGUCAUUGGUGGAUACUAUUGCGGAAAGGUUGGUCGCAUGCUGACGAUUCGGUUGGCACGUCGCAAUGGUGGCAUUUCUGAAUCGGAACAUGUUCUCUACAUUUUCACGGCUAGUGUAUUCCUCGUCCCCUUUGCCAUGAUCCUGUACGGAUUGGGCGUCACCUACCACCUCCACUGGUUCGCACUGGUCAUUACCCAGGUUGCCUUGGCCAUCAAUGCUGCGCUCUGCGUGUCGACCGCCCUGGGAUACGCCAUGUCGAGUUACCCCGAGCUUUCUGGCCAGAUGGUCACGACUUGCGUCUUGAUCCGAAACACGCUGUCUUUUGCCAUAAAUUAUGGCAUUACUCCUUGGCUCAAUGCAAGCGGCUAUCUCAGAGUUUAUUGCAUCGUCGGUGGUAUUGGGCUGGUGUGGAAUGCAAGUUCAUUCGUCAUGGCGAGAUACGGACGCAGUUUGAGAGAAAAGACGGCCGCACGAUACUAUCGUGACGUGGACCGUGCCAGAGCCAAGGGACUGGGGCAUUAA